Molecule: messenger RNA, 2550 nt
Organism: Diorhabda sublineata
Lineage: Eukaryota; Metazoa; Arthropoda; Insecta; Coleoptera; Chrysomelidae
Product: fatty-acid amide hydrolase 2
Exons: 9
Coding region: 316-1935 (539 amino acids)
Source: RefSeq, a predicted model, not a curated record
GUCUCUUGUUGGGUUCACCCAAGUCAAGGUCUCCUACCAAAAAAGUGAAAAUCUCCACUCUCCGUGACAAAGUGUGCAAAACUCGUGUAGUUCAGUAGAUGGAUUCUCGCGUAGAACACGUAUUGUUUUAAAUAAAAAACAAUUAUUUUUUAUUUUCGUUUUAUUUUCUUCUAUUUUAAUGAUGAAGUGAAAAUUUUUUUCGGCUCAGUUUUGUCGUUUUAUCUAGUGAACAGUUGGAAUUUAUUAAAUGGUGAGUCUACAAGAGGAAUUGUAGGUAUUUCAACGUUGUGAAAUUGUGUUACUUUUACUUUAUCUAUGGGAGAAAGAAUUUUAAAUCGAAGGAAAUCGAUUCAAGAGACCAUGCCUCCCGGAAUAAUAGCGAUCCGAGUACUGUUUUGGAUGGCCAUAAAAUCAAUAAACGUGCUGUAUAUACCAGUAAUAAUAAAAAGGGUUUUUCGGAAAAAUAAAACUUGUCCUCCGGUCUCAAACGAAAUUCUUCUUUUAUCAGCCACCGAACUGGCCGAAAAAAUACGAAAUCGAAACGUAUCCUGCGAAAGCGUCGUAAGGGCGUACAUAAACAGGAUACAGCAGGUGAAUCCCAUAAUUAACGCCGUUAUAGAGGAUAGAUUUCAAGCCGCUUUGGAGGAUGCUAAAAGAGUGGAUCAGUUUUUGGCGAGCAGCCAAAUGGAUGUGAAGGAAAUCGAAGAGAAUCAUCCCUUACUUGGAGUUCCGAUUUCGAUAAAAGGUAGUAUCGAGGUAGCCAAAAUGAAAAGUACCUCGGGAAUGGUGACGAGAGCGAACAUAAUAGCGGAACAUGACGCCGUUUCUGUCAAAAACGUCAGAGAAGCCGGAGCCAUACCGCUAAUCACGUCCAACAUACCGGAACUCUGCAUGAAUUGGGAAUCGACCAAUAAACUCGUCGGUACGACGAAAAACCCAUACGACACCUCCAGGACCUGCGGGGGAUCAUCGGGCGGCGAGGCGAGUCUGUUAGCCACGGCGGGGUCGUUGAUAGGCAUCGGAUCGGAUAUAGCCGGUUCUCUACGUUUGCCGGCGCAUUUCUGCGGCGUGUGGGGUCACAAACCGACGCCGGGUACGGUUUCCAGCGUCGGACACUAUCCCAGUUGUAAACACGAGGAUAUUUGGAAGGCGACUUUCACUUUGGGUCCGAUGGCGAGGUACGCCGUAGAUUUGAAACUGUUGCUGCGAGUCAUCAUCGAACCGAAUUUUAAAGACGAAUUGAGACUGUACGAACCGGUCGACGUGAAAGAGUUGAGGAUAUUUUAUAUGGAGGACAUCCAAUCGGCGCUUACUGCCAAUGUGAACGAGGAGUGUUUGGACGCACUUCGUAUGGUAGUCGAUUAUUUCGAUGAUAUUUGCCACAAUAACGUCGAAAAAACAGAUUUACCAUUGAUGAAACACGCUCCGGAAUUAUCGGCUCUAACCCUAUUGGAUAUCGACGACGUCGACAAUUUAUUCAAAGGAAGAGGAGACGGUUCCAUAUUGGAAUUGUUCAGAUAUAUGACGUUCAGAUCGAAAUCGGUAUUGACGGCCAUAUUAUACGGCGUGUUGAGAAAAUUAUCCACCCAUUUGCCGAGAUCGACGACGGAUUAUUGUACGAAAAAAUUGGACCAACUUCGAAACGAAUUCGUCAAAUUGUUGGGGAAGAACGGCGUUUUUUUGAUACCCUCUUUUACGGCCGAAGCCCAUUACCACGGCGAUAUAUACAGGAAAAUAUUCGAUUCGACGUAUCUGAUGAUAUUCAACGCUUUGGGGUUACCGGUCACCAACUGUCCGGUCAAAUUCACCAAAAACGGCCUACCGAUCGGUAUUCAAGUGGUGGCGGCGCCGUAUUGCGAUAGAUUGACGUUAGCCGUCGCCGAGGAGGUGGAAAGGCAUUUCGGCGGUUGGCGACCGCCCUACAAGCGCCGAUAGUUCCUAAUAGAACUUUAAUUAUACUAUAGAUAGUACUAUUUACGAGACAAUACAGGGUCCCCCAUCCACCACAAAAUAUUCUAGAUAAUACAAGGGAAAAAUAAAUCGCGCAGCAGCGACGUGUCGGUCUCGUCGAAAAUUACUUCUGGAUAUGGUCCAUAGAUGGCGUCGACAUCUGUAACCUUCUAAACUAGCAAAAAAUGGUGGAGAAAAUAAGCGCGAAUUCGUGUGUGAACACGUGAAAUUCCCCAGUGAAUUUCGAACCUAAUUUUUUUUCAAAUUCGAAAUUUUUUUUUACAGUUUCGAUCGAUGUUGAUAGUGAAAUGAUUCGAUUGUGAUAAGGUCGAAAAUCGAAUAAAAAACUUGUCGGUAGCUUCUAGUUUUAUAUUACGACGUCAAGGUAGGGGCGAUAGGGAAACAAAGGAAUGGAUAUGGGAGAGAGUGGAUGGACAACUAAAAAAAAAAAAAAAAUAAAAAAUUGUAUCGCUGAGGUUAACGAACCUUCUUUAUUCAUCCAGUCUAUACAAUUAUUUUAUUAUAUACAUAAUAACAAUGAUAAGUUUAUUAUUUCACCAAAAGAAUCACAAAAAGACAAGUAAAAGAAAUAAAAUUUAA